Colletotrichum spaethianum is the source of this 402-nucleotide messenger RNA. Its product is annotated as 1,2-dihydroxy-3-keto-5-methylthiopentene dioxygenase. NCBI's taxonomy places the organism in Eukaryota, Fungi, Ascomycota, Sordariomycetes, Glomerellales, Glomerellaceae. Gene Ontology annotation, biological process: L-methionine metabolic process. The coding region runs from base 1 to 402 and encodes 133 amino acids. The record is from RefSeq and is a predicted model, not a curated record. Gene Ontology annotation, molecular function: acireductone dioxygenase [iron(II)-requiring] activity. The transcript has 2 exons.
AUGAGGGCGUAUUGGUACGACAACCUCGAUGGCGACCAACGCCUGGCGCACGACUCAGGCAAGGAGGUUACCAUCGACGACUUGAAGAAGCUAGGAGUCUUCUACCACAAAAUCCCCGACCUUGAUGGUGUUAAUCAACUUGCGUCCGAACGUGGAUACAGGAACAGGGACGAGAUCAUCGUCUCACCGGAGAAGAUGGGUGACGUUUACGAGGAGAAAGUUAAGUCGUUCUUCCACGAGCACCUACACGAGGACGAGGAGAUUCGCUUUGUUCGCGAUGGCCAUGGCUACUUCGACGUAAGGAGCGUUGAUGACGCAUGGGUUCGCAUCCUCGUUGAAAAGGCAGGUUUUGGCGCAUCGGAGUAUGGCACAGGCGGGCUAACUAUGGAUAGGAUGACUUGA